AUUAUCACAAAAAUCAAAAGGCUGGACGACUCAGACGCCCCAGAAGAUAUUGAUGACAUCUGUGACCGAAUAUUUGAAAUGGUGGACAAGAACAAAGACAGUGAGAUUUGUUUGGAGGAGUUUAUCGAGGGGGCAGAGAAGGACCCGUGGCUCCUGGAUCGGCUCAAACUGGACAUUGGACCAGUAGACUGGGUCUUCAGGAGAAGUCCUGAUGAAUGACUGAACACCGUGUCAACACUCUGCCUUACUGUUUGUCAAAUGCCUUGGUUUUUAUUUUCAGAGCAGAUCAUCUGCACUCAGACUCAUCUUUACAUUUACACAGUGUUCUCAUUUUUUAUUUACUCUUUUGUGUGAGAAGAUACUUCAGUAUUCAAUGAAUUACAAAUAGCUGAGUGUUCCUAAGACUAAAAUAAAAUAUGUUUGCAAUUUAUUACAAUCUGCUGCCUGCCCUGUCAGAAAUACACCAGACAGGACCUCAUAAGAUGAGAAAUGCUCAAAAUCAGAAGAGCUGGCUCUUCGUUUGUCUUUCUUUUGCUGGUCAUGUGACCAAUCACAUGCAAGGACCUGGGUGGGUGAAUUUAGUCUUCGGGGUCUGCCAUCCUGCAGGUUUUACCUGUUUCUCUGCUCCAACACCUGAUUUUAAUGAAUGGAUGAUUAAUUAUCUUCUGCAGAACUUGAAGAGAUGAUACAAUGUCUGAAUGAGGAGCUUGGAGCAGAGAAACAAGUGAACCAUGCAGGAGAGUGACCCUCCAGAACCAAAAUGUUCCAGCCUGAUGUAGGGUCAUAACAUGAAGACAGAGAGGGGCAGAUGUGAUGAUCCCCUCACAAUAAUCAUUCAAUAAAAAAAUCAAUGUUUGACUCAAACAUUAUAGAAAAGCAAGAAUGUCGGAUUUUGUAACAAAACAAAUACAAAAAAUUAGGCAAUUAUAAGACUUCUCAUGCAAACAUUAAAUGUGAAAGAGUUUAUCAACACAAAGUAUUCCUGUUUGCCAAGUUAUGCUAAAAUAUGAGGUUACAGAUAUUUAAGAGCCAGCUCUCUGAAAAGAGCCAAACUUCCCAUCGCUAAAAAUAUCCUCAUCUUGUUUUGUUCUAUUGUGCAGCACAGAAACCAGAACCAUGUGUGUUCAGCUGCAGCCAAAUCCUAAACACUACGGCAGCUUUUUCUCAUCGUAUGUAUUACAGAAACACUGAACAGAUCAGAGUCAGAUCACCAGACACCACAUGUCAUCAUGGUUUCAUUGUAACAGAAGUAUCCCAUGAACUUCUGGUGAACUUAAAUAAAUCUGUAAGUAUUAACAGGAUGUAAAACCUUCAGUCAUGGAGCUGAUCCCAUUCAAGAUGGCUGCCACAGCUGAUCAACCUCAUCAACACAAUAAAUGUGUUUGAAGUGUCGACUUCUUCACUUUACACUGAAAAA
This is a messenger RNA of Austrofundulus limnaeus, 1417 nucleotides long. Its product is annotated as guanylyl cyclase-activating protein 2. Gene Ontology annotation, biological process: visual perception. NCBI's taxonomy places the organism in Eukaryota, Metazoa, Chordata, Actinopteri, Cyprinodontiformes, Rivulidae. Gene Ontology annotation, molecular function: calcium sensitive guanylate cyclase activator activity; calcium ion binding. Gene Ontology annotation, cellular component: photoreceptor inner segment; cone photoreceptor outer segment. The record is from RefSeq and is a predicted model, not a curated record.